AGAAGAAUAACCCGGAAGUUGGUGGAUGCAGGCGCUAGUUAGCUAGCUACUUCACUUCAAAAUACUGAUUAAAAUAUGUCCAUAUGCCAUUUCUGAUACGGUUGGGAUUGGCAUAGACAUACUGUCAACAAAAAAACAUGUAACUCUAACGAGCUAGACGCGAGGAGGAACAAAACAACUUUUGUUAAUUUAGCUUGUUUAGCUAACAAGUUAGCUGUCAAAUAGUUUCCACGACAACUGUUCGGGCCCCCAGUUCUGCGGUGACAGUUGGUUUCGGUGGAAAUUUCUCCAAACCACAAAAGUCUACAGAAGAACUGCUGGGUCGAUUCACAAUGGAUGAGGACGGUGAUGGCAGAUCCAGCCUGUCUAACUCCUGUCCCACUCGACCUAAACCCACACAGUCACCAGUUCCUGUCAGGAACCAGAGAACACUGCAGGGCUCCAAGCUGCUAGAAGUUGACUGGGAUUCUCUUUUUAGAGAGAGACAACCUCCACCAGGAGCAGCUAAACAACACCAGGAGAAUCAGCAGAAAUCCAAGACAUUUCACGCCUGUCCAGUGUGUGGAAGACACUGCCAAAAGUUAUCCAUCCUGCAGAUCCACAUGAGAAUCCACACGGGAGAGAAGCCGUACCCUUGCCCCGACUGUGGCAAGAAGUUCGCUCACCUGGGAGCCAUGAGACGACACCACCUCACACACACCGGAGAGAAGCCUUACUCCUGCUCUGUGUGUGGGAAGAGUUUCACCCAAUCCGGACAUCUGAAAGAGCACCAACAGUCUCACUCCGGAGAGAAGCACCACUGUCUGAUCUGUCUGAAACAGUAUAUCAGAGCAGAAGAUCUGAAGAUUCACCACAGAGUUCACACGGGAGAAAGGCCCUACCGCUGUGCAGAGUGUGGCAAGAGCUACAUCAGGUCAAAGAAUCUCCGGGCUCACAAGCUGACUCACCAGAGGACAGGACGUGGUGGUAAAAGUGACAGGGAGAUGGCAGCUACUAUCCAGGUGAAAGUGAAGGAGGAGGAAGAAGAGGAAGAGGUUGGUGGUUUCAUCAAUGCUGAAGGAGAGGAGGAGGAAGGGGAGGUUGGUGGUUUCAUCAAUGCUGAAGGAGAGGAAGUUGGCUGGAGUUUCCCUGAUCUCAGUGAGAGUCCUGUCCAUGACUCUGGUAGUGAAGGAGGAAGUACCCCUACAUCACACAUCAACAAGGAUCCUGGUCACCAAUCCAGCACCAAAGCUAUAGAGUCCCAGGGUCCCGAUCCAAGACAUGAGGAGGACAUCACUCAAACACCUGGGAUGAACAUUCAUAUUGUAGAAGAGGGGAAGGAGGAAGUGAAAGAGGAGGAUGAAGUUGGUGGUUUCAUCAAUUCUGAAGGAGAAGAAUUUAACUGGGAUUCUGUUCAACAUAGAGAGAGCCCUAAAUGUGGCUUAGACAGCAGAGCGAGUCCCGCCACAUCAGAACAUCCUGAACACCAGGAGAGUCACAAAACGAAGACGUCUCACUGCUGCUCGGUGUGUGGCAGAGAGUGCUACAAGCUCUCGGUACUACAGAUCCACAUGAGAAUCCACACGGGAGAGAAGCCGUACCCCUGCCCCGACUGUGGCAAGAAGUUCGCUCACCUGGGAGCCAUGAGACGACACCUCCUCACACACACGGGAGAGAAGCCCUACUCUUGCCCUGUGUGUGGGAAGAGUUUCACCCAAUCCGGACAUCUGAGGGAGCACCAGCAGUCUCACAGUGGAGAGAAGCCUCACCUGUGUCUGGUCUGUGGGAGAGGGUUCUCUAGAGCGUCAGACCUCAGGAUCCACCACAGAGUUCACACAGGGGAGAGGCCGUACAGCUGUGACUACUGUGGGAAGAGAUACGGCCGCUGUCAGAAGCUACGGGCUCACCAACGGACACACCACAGUGACAGGGACGCACGCUGA
This is a messenger RNA of Oncorhynchus masou masou (cherry salmon), 1922 nucleotides long. Its product is annotated as zinc finger protein 391-like. Lineage: Eukaryota; Metazoa; Chordata; Actinopteri; Salmoniformes; Salmonidae. Gene Ontology annotation, biological process: regulation of transcription by RNA polymerase II. Gene Ontology annotation, molecular function: DNA-binding transcription factor activity, RNA polymerase II-specific; RNA polymerase II cis-regulatory region sequence-specific DNA binding. Bases 333 to 1922 code for a protein of 529 amino acids. The record is from RefSeq and is a predicted model, not a curated record. The transcript has 7 exons.